GGGGAACAUUAAAGCAGUAAGACGUUUGAAUUGACCCGAAACGCUAUGAAACAUGUGGAUUCACGUUUCCUUUGAGCAAAAGAUUUUGUGGCACGUGUUCGUGCUUCUUUCUUUAACUGCAGGGAAGACUUUCGGAGCUUCUUUCUAUGGCGAUGGGUUUGUGCAUUUGAAAGCAGUUGAGUUGUCUAGUCAGACGUCGUUCCAUGUACGCUUUCGAACCUCUGGAGCCAGUGGCCUGCUGUUCUUGGCAGCCGGAGAGACGGACUUCCUCUGUGUGGGGCUGAAUUCUGGCAGAGCACAGGUGCGGAUUCAGCUUGGAUCUGGGGAACGGAUUAUUCGUUCUGAGAAGGGUUUCCCCUUGAAUGAUCUGACCUGGCAUACAUUAGAACUUCAACAUGAUAAUGAGAACAUCACGCUUACUGUGGACAAAAACUCUGUAACAUCUGCUAAGAUGCCAGGGCCUGACUUUGAACUGGAUGUCCAGGAUGGACUUUUUGUCGGUGGUGUCGGGGAUCUGGAAAAAUCCUACCUCUCAACAAAUGAAACUCCUGUUGGCUUUCGGGGAUGUCUGGACGAGGUUCUGUUCAAUGAGCAUAACCUCCUGUCCUCCCUUAGGCCUUACUCCGGAUACAAAAUGAUUCAUGAGGUGUCGCUUGGUUGCAGCCCACAGUUUUCAGCCACUGUCAACGAUUCUAUAAGUUUUUUCAGUUCCAAAGCAUUCAUGUCCCUACCAACAUGGGACGUACCCCAAGAGGGUGUAUUUGAAUGUGAAAUGCAUACAAUAUAUUCAGAGGGCAUCCUUUUAUACAGCUCUGCAGGAAAUGGUAACUAUUUUGCCCUGGAGAUCCAAAAGGGUCACCUUAUUUCUAUCAUUAAAAUAGGUGUAACCAAGACAGCCUUGCGUUCCUUGAUGGUCAUCAAUGAUGGGGCAUGGCACAUUUUGCGGCUCUAUUUGUCUCCUUUGAAUCUUCAGUUUACUUUGGGUUUGGAGAUGCACAAUUCCAGCUUUGGGAUAAAUGCCAGUGCGUUACAGUUUACUGGACCUCUGUUUCUAGGUGGGGUCGAUGUCAGCACUUAUGCAGAAGUCCGCAGGAAUAGAUUGCUCCCUAUGGUAGGAAAGCGCUCAGGAGGAGGUUCGUUUAAAGGCUGUCUUAGGAAUAUCAGAGUUAAUUACCAAAGGAUGGGCCUUCCAAAAGCAUUGGUGACCAAGGAUAUUUCUGUUGGUUGUGAACCACAAAAACAGCUUGGACCCAGUACCACAAGUCCAUCAGUUAUUACCAUAGAUUCUGAAAAUAUCACAGAUGCUCUACCUGAGAUGGACAAGAAAAAUUUCCUUUUACUCAAGGAUUUGGAGGUACUUGAAGGCGGACGGGCACCACUUGAGACUAAACACAUUAAGAUUAAUCUAGAGUUUCGUAAACUUGGGAUCCGACAGUCGCAGAUUAUGUUUCGGGUUGAAGAGCAGCCAGUCCAUGGGCAACUCCGACUUGAUGUUGACCCUGAUCUGGGUGAGAACACCUUCAGUAUUCUGGACCUCUGGCAUGGAAGGGUCAUGUAUGUCCAUGGAGGAUCCGAGGACCUAGCAGAUUUUUUCAUGUUUUCCAUCUUCACCAACAGCAAAAAGGAAGUGCCUAGCUUUCUCAAAGGGAACCGUCUGCACAGAUUCAACAUCAGCAUCACGCCUGUCAAUGACGCUCCCGAACUCAGCCUUCCUGAGGGCAGCCUCUUCAUUCUUCUAGAGCGCUCCAGACGUCGUAUGAGCACAGACGUCCUCAGGGUCAUCGACCCUGACAGUAACUCCACAGACCUGGUGUUCUCAGUCAUUGGAAACCUGAAUGCUGUUUCAGGCUUUCUAGAGUUCGAGGACCAACCAGGCAGAGCAGUUACCUCAUUUUCUCUAAGCGAUCUAGAGCAGGGUAAAGUAAGUUAUGUCCACAGAGGUGUCAAGAAUGCCAGAAUGGCUAUUAGGGUGAGCGAUGGGGACAGGUUAAGCAACACAGUGGUACUCAGGAUCAUAGCUGUUCCCCUAGAACACAAGGUUGCCAACAACACCGGAGUAGAGGUAACCCAAGGUGAAGCAACCUUUAUUAGUAACAAACAUCUUGCUGUGCAGGUCAAUGUUCCUAAACAAGCUGUGGACAUUCGCUAUGAUGUCACAGUGCCACCAAUCUAUGGUGAGCUUCAAAGGUUGCAUUCAAGUGGGCAGUGGAAGCAGACAAGCACGUUUACGCAAAAACUUCUGGAAAAGGAGCGUCUACGAUACCUCAACACCUUCCACGGGACGCAGCAAAGUAAUGUCACUGACAGUUUCAAAUGCAAAGCCACAGUCGGCUCAGCCAUUACGGACGAGUUGUUGUUUUUGAUUAGAGUACGCUGGAUUCGUUAUAGAAUCACCAGAAAUAAGGUGGAGAUAGAUGGUGAACAGAAAGUCACAUUGACACCUCAACAAUUCCACGUUGUUACCAAAGGGGCAAGACUUCCGGAAAAUGACCUUCACAUUCGUUUAUUGACAUUACCAAGGAAAGGACAUCUUCUUCUCGAUAAUAAGAUUUUAAAAAAGAACUCAAAUUUCAGCCAAGAUGACGUUUCUAAUCACAAGUUGCACUAUGAGCUCCUAGAAAGCCCAGUUGAUGAUACAAGGGACAUGUUUCACUUUCAAGUAUUUUCAAAAUUUGCCCUGUCAGGGAUUCAUGAGUUUAGAAUCAGCAUCAAAGCAGAUAUUCAUAACAUAAUUUUAAAAAAUCAUGGACUUUCUCUCUUGGAAGGGGAGAGCAAGGCCAUUACUAAGGAAAUGCUUUUUUCAGAGACACCCAGCUCUAGAGCAGUACACUACACUGUCACCAGCAGCCCUAAACAUGGGGUACUGAAAAAAAUAAACCUCUCUAAUUCCUCUGCCAGCAAUGACAGCAUAACAGAGUUCACCAAUCAGGACAUUUCAGAGGAACGCAUCUUGUAUGUCCAUGAUGAUAGUGAAACCGCCCAUGAUGCAUUUACAUUCCUGGCCUCUUUUGGCUCUCUGAAAAAUAAGUCCCAAGGCACGGAGGGUACAUUUAAUAUUUCCAUCCAGUUGGUUAAUGAUCAGAAACCCAUCCGUGUUGUGGAUAAAGUUUUCCAUGUGGUGCGUGACAGCCAGCGGUUGCUUACACUGGACGAUUUGUGCUACCAUGAUGCUGACACAGACUUUGAUGACAAAGAUCUGCUUUAUACCAGACGAAAGAUCCCUAUGGGUGAACUGGUCCUUUUAAAUGACACCACACACAAGCUUUAUCAAUUUCAUCAGAAGGACUUAGAAGCGAAGAGAGUGCUGUUCAUUCACAAAGGAGUGAGUUACGGCCGCUUUGUCCUCUUCAUAUCUGAUGGGAAACACUACACAUCAACACUACUUGAAGUGUCGGCCCAUGAUCCAUUUGUAAGGGUGGCGAACAACACGGGACUUUUGGUCCAGAAAGGCAAGAUGGCCAGUUUAGGAGUUGCUAAUUUCAGUAUCUCCACUAAUAUGGACGUUAGGCAUGAUGAAGAAGUGGUCUUUGAGGUGUUUCUUCCACCGAGCCACGGGACUCUUUACUGCAAUGAUAUAAAAGCAUACACUUUCACACAGCAUGACUUAAAGAUGGGCCUUGUUGUGUAUCAUCACGAUGACAGUGAAAUACUGGAGGACUUUUUUAACUUCACCAGCAAAGUUAAAGGCCUCCGUCUGGAUGUAAGUGUGCCAGUUAAGGUGUACCUUGAGAGUCACCAGAAGCCUCCAAGAGUUAUUCACAAUAACCCAGUUGUGGUGGAAGAAGGAAAGCCUGUCAAAAUCAACAAGGAAAUUCUCCAGGUUGUUCAUGAGGAUAACAAACCGUUUGAGAUUGUGUAUACUGUGAAGGUGGCACCCACCUAUGGUUUUCUGCGGAUAUCUAUGCUAGAAGAAAAUCACUACCGUGGCAGUCAAGAGAAUCCCAUCCAAAGCUUUUCGCAGGGUGAUAUCAAUGAAGGGCAUGUUCAGUAUGUUCAAACCGAACGUGGAUAUGUUAAUGACUCUUUCUCACUUGACAUAACCAAUGGCGUUCUAACAGUCUGUGACCUUGUAGUCAUAGUGGAUAUUAUCCCACUGCACAUCCCAUUAGAGGUGUCCAACAUGACCCUGAUAGAGGGUUCUUCUAAAGCUCUCACUCAGGAUAUCAUCAAAGUUGUCCACCGACACUUUCAAGGACUUCAGAUCUUCUUUCUUGUAACCGAGGGGCCGCAUCAUGGGCGAAUUGAACACUCAAGGAUCCCUGGUGUUCCCAUCCCAUCUUUCACAAGGGCUCAAGCUGAACAGGGAUUCAUAUUCUAUGUCCAUGAUGGAAGUGAGACAUUGGCUGAUAAUUUUACAGUGGUGGCCAAUAACACAGAUAUCCGGAAGCAAAGUUUGCCAUUUGUGGUUUAUGCCAAUAUAACACCCAUUAACGACGAACCUCCAAUUGUAACUGUCAACAGAAUACUCAAGGUGUGGGAAGGUUCUGUAACACAGAUAACCACUGAAGACCUCAGUUCCGAGGAUCCAGAUUCUCCUCCCGAGAGUCUAGAAUUCAUCAUCACUCCACCAAGCAAUGGACAUCUAGCCCUGAAGAGCGCCCCCUCCAGGCCCGUUCUGAACUUCACCCAAGAGCAUAUCAGUCAUGGCCAGCUGGUGUUUGUACAUAGUGGUGCCCUAUCUGGAGGAUUUCACUUUCAAGUCAACGAUGGGUUGAACUUUGCUCCAAGGCAAAUCUUCAGUGUGACAGCCCAAUCUCUGGUUAUCAGCUUAGAGAAAAAUCAAGAGCUCAAAGUUUUCCCAGGGGCUUCAGAGUUAAUUACUGAGGAUGACCUGCUGAUAAUCACAAAUGACUUUGAUGAUAUUUAUGGCAAUCGCACCAUUGCAUACACUGUGACAUCACCUCCAAGAUUUGGCGGCCUGAUUUGGAAAAAAGAUGAAAAUUCCACAGAAGAAAUCUCCUCCUUUACCCAAAACAUGGUGAAGGAACAUGCUGUGCUGUAUGCACAGACUAAACCUAUUUCAUGGAGUGCUACAGAUUCCUUUACCUUCACUGCAUCAUGCCCCCCAGCAUACCUCCAAGCUCAUACCUUUAAUAUCCACAUCUCAUAUGAAAAUACAGGCCCGGAGCAUAGGAGUGCACUCUUAACAAAUACUGGUGCUGUUGUCGCCGAAGGCAGUAGUGUUCUCAUUGAUAAAUCAAAACUGGAUGCUGCAAACUUUUUGGGAAAAUUAGAUGAAGCUGAACGCAAUUUCUAUGAGAUCUGGUUCGAAAUCACCUCUUCACCCCACCAUGGUACAAUUGUUGUAGGUGAGAAGAACCUGACACAUCAAAGACCAAAGUUCUCUCAACUUAACCUUCAUAAGCAUGGAAUCAUUUAUGUACAUGACGACUCUGAGACCACUCAUGAUAACUUCACUUUUGACGUGUGGCUAAUUCCCAAAGGAAAGCCUGUUCAACGACCUCAGAAUAUAGAUUAUAUAGUAUCUGGAAUAUUUAACAUCACUGUCACCCCUGUAAAUGAUCGGCCUCCUGUGCUCAAGUCCGGAUCCCUUCGACUCAAAGUAGUCAAAGGGGACACCGUGACCUUGGAACCCGAGAACCUUUAUGUGGAGGACCAAGACACUCCACCUGAGGAACUUUCGUAUACUGUCAUCAGCAAGCCCAAAAAUGGCUUCCUUGCUUUGGAGGGUCAGCUUAACAAGUCUAUCAGCACCUUCACCCAAGCUGAUGUAAAUCAAGGAAGGGUGCACUUUGUGCAAAAAGGGGAACUCUCAUCAGGGGUUAUCUACUUCAGCAUCACUGAUGGAUUCCACAGACCACUCUACAAGCUCUUCAGUGUAGAGGUGGAGAAUAUCACCAUUAGUGUGGUCAACAACACUGGACUGACUCUGCUGCAAGGCCAGACCACAGUGACUCUGACAUUUGAGAACCUGGCCGCAGUGUCUAAUGAGAGACAUGCAUCCAUCAAGUAUUUGGUUACAAGCCCACCAAGUCAUGGGAGUGUCAUGGUUAUGAAAGAACCAGUCACACACUUUGACCAAGAGGAUCUGCACACUGGCAGAGUGUUUUAUAACAUGAGUGACAUGUCGUCCCCUCGAGACUGCUUUGAGUUUAUGGUCUUCACAUCUGAGAGUAACCUGACCAACCAGGUGGUCAACAUCACAGUCAAGCCACUGAUCCACCUUGGAGAGCAUGUCAGGAUCCCAGAUGGCAUUCCAGUGAAGCUACGAAAGGACGUCCUGGAUGCUACAGAAUUGGCCUCCCUUAGUGCUAGCGAUCCAGUUUUUGAAAUCGUUGAGCCGCCGAAACAUGGAAAGCUAGUCAAAAUUACAUUUGACCUCGGAGGAGCCUCUCACUCGGUGGAGUCCUUCUCAUUCAGGGAUGUGGAACAAGGCAGAGUAGCUAUUGAGGAACACAUCAACCUCCACACCAUUUAUGGCAACGCAACAGCACCCAGGUACAACAUCACUGCGGUCCAUCCACUCAAUGACUCGUUCGUUUUCCUUUUGAAGGCAGACAAUGUCCAGCCUGCCAUGGGCGAAUUUGUGUACCUGGUAUUACCUUAUGACCCCCUUACAGGGAAGCAUAUGCUUUCAGAGCCGACGAUGCCGACGUUAAACAGAACAACAAAUGCUAUGUACCCUCCAUCUCACACAGAUCCAUCAACAAGACCACACAGGACAGCUUCAAAGCUAAAACCACGAAACCGCUGGGGAAACCACACACGAAGCAGAUCCACGGUCCCUCACGUGCACCGUACCACUAUGAGCAAGUCGGACCCCUCCCCGAAAAACACUUUGGUGAGGAUGGAGUCUUUACCGAGACCUGCAUCUGAUCCCCUGCUCAUCAUCCUGCCACUUCUGGCCUGCCUCCUCCUGAUUGUUAUUCUUGUGGUUCUCAUACUUGUCUUCCGGCACCGAAGGGAAAAGCGUGCCCACCCGGCAAUGAUACAGGACCUAACAGGGAACCCUGGAGAAGAUAUUUUAGCCAGAGGCCCGUAUCUGGGUCAGCCUGAGAGAAGUCUCACUGUUCCUUCGGUUAUAGUAACCCCACUCACUCCGAGUUGCUCGGAUAGUCCUGUUUUACAGGAAGUACAUGAUGCAGCUUUGGUGCCAGCAGUUGAACAAGCUGUGUCUCCAUUUCUCCUUUGCACAUGGAAUCCACUUAACCCCGUUUCUGUCCAGCAAUGUUCACCAGCAACACCACCCCUCAAACAAAACCAAUACUGGGUCUGACUCAGCUUUUUUUUUUUUUUUAUCACAUCCAGAUGUUGCUUGAAGUCAUUUUGUGAACUAUCAAUGUGCAUGACCAUCAUAGGAGACAAAUCUGGCAGAACAAAGCGACUAACUUUCAUACCAUACAUUGGGAAACGUAAAUAUCUAAUCAUACUAUUGCUGACGUUUGGUUUUUCACCUUGCAGACUCUGAAGGUCUCUUGGCUCAGUAUCAAGGGAUAGACUGUCAAGUAACUAAAAAUUUAACAUUCAUUUUUAAUGUUAAUCCUAUUGUUUCAGUUUUGUCCUGCCACAGCUUAGAUGUUUUUGUGGCUUUGUUUUUUUGUUGUUGUUUCUUUUGUUUCUUACAAAACACAGAUGGCCACCAAAUCUUAUUACAUAUAUCUUAUUACAUUUUCCAAUAUACAUAGUCAGAAAAAAUGUGGAAGAAUUUUACAUUUAGCUCUGGGCAGGGUACCGGUGUAACUCUUAAGGCCCCGAUAUACUUCAAACAAAAUCGAAGAAUGAACUGAAAUUACAUGAUUUUUUUUAACCAAAUCAGAUUUCAAAACAGGUGUGUUCUGAAGCUGGAUUUUUUCUUCACGGUUGGUCUCUCUUUCUGCCGGGGUCAGGGAGCAACAUCUCCAAGUCACUAUAUAUAUAGCUGAGCUGCCACAGAUAUGUCUUCGCCUCUAUAACGAAAGCAAUUAAUUCCUACAAAGAAAUUACAACAAAGCUCAUGUCAACGACCCGGAGUUAAAAGCGACGUAAAGAAACACAAGUGUCAGAAUGUUUGAAACAGCCUUUUCCAACUUCUUUUUGCCCUCAGAAGAAUGAAAAAGAAGUUUGUUUGAAGUAUGUUGGGCCCUUUAAGGUACUAAUAUGCACCCUUUAUGCAAAUGUACAAACUAGCAAUGUUUCAUUCAUCUUACUGAAUGUAGUAUAAUCCAAAUGUUGUCCUAAAUUUAAAUCCUUUGCACAUUUUAGAGGUCAAACAUUAGAAGUGUUUACAUGCAAUGUACUUGGUUUUUAUAAAAUACAGAUAUAGGUCGCUGUUCUGCUGAACCCUUCAUGUAGUAACAAUACAUUAUUGUUUUAAUGAUUAUAAGCAGGGGCGGAGCAAGGGGCGUGGCCGUGGCAGUUUUUGUCCCUUUAUUUUCCUUGGCAAGAAGUCCAUUUAUUAAGAUGCGGAGCUGUUGUUUCUCUUUUAUCAAAUCAGACGCGCACUUCAACUUCAGCAUCAGCCACAAGUCAAACGAGUGCAGAAAAUGUGCCAGACGUAGAGUCAGUAGAGUGCUGUCUGAUGAGAUGUUAUACAUCAGUAAAACAAACUUCCCCAUCCUGGCAGAUGUUUUACUGUGCUCACACUCUCCAACUUUAUAUGACUCUUUAUGGCCAACUUGAAACAGCAUACAAUAUAGUUCAUUAAAUGACAAAAAAGCAAUUAAAGCUGCAAACUGUGCAUAUAUGUAUAAUAUGAAUGUUUCUCAAAUACAUGCACUAAAAUAUAUUCUGCAAUUUGAGAUCACAUAAGGCACGAGCUAAUAAUGUUUUGUUUUUUUUUUUCGUAAUUUAAUGCACAAAUGUGAGCAGGGUGCAUUUAACUCUGGGUGUUUUGAGAACCAGAACCAAGCCGACUGGACAAUGGACGAUAGUCAGCUCCUUUAUUAAAAUACCUGGAGGUGAAGAAUAAUAUAGUAGAAGGCCCCGCCACUGAUUAUAGAGUUGCUUAAAUAAAAAAAAAUAUUGUUAUUACAUGUUAGACUACAGGCAAGUGCAAUAGGGAAGAUAAAUAAAUUCACUUUGUUUGUUAUUAUAUAUAGUGCAAGAAACAGAAUAUACAAGAUAACUAAGCUGAAUAUUUCUUUCACUUCUUCUAUCUAAAUGUUUUUUUUGCUGUACCCAAUGCCUUAUGUUUAUUUAUAUAAUCACUUUGCUGUAAAAAGUGUCAGAACGUAACGCAAUUGAAGAGAGAACUGAAACUACAGUAAGGUGCAGUUUAAAGAAGUGUCUAAAAUUAAAAUACCACAAAAACAAAACCACCCUCAGAAAUAUUGCAUCACAAUUUUUACAUUCUUAGCAAGAUGGCAUUAGUGGGAGAUACAACAGAAACAUGCGUUUAUCUUUUAUUACCUAUAAUUUACUACGGGCUACAGAUUCAUGAAUGUUUACAUGUAUGUGUGUAUUUACGUCUGUGUGAAUGUUAGAUGCAUUCAUGUAAAAAUGAUUGUCGUUAAAUGUAUAAAUCUAUUAAUUAAUAAAUUAUUGUUUUUUUAUAAUCCUAUGGACAGUUUUGAAACAUAACAGAAUCAAAUGUAUGAUUAAUACAGUAUAUAACAUACAAGAAUGUAAUUAGGGUUAGGGUUGAAUUGCAUUGCAUUACUGGUAAUUAAUUUAAUAUAGCACCAAAAUAUUGAUAUGAACAGUGCUCAAUAAAAACUCAAAUGAACAGUGCAGUCAUUCUUUUCCCCAUUAGCGUUGUUUUAUGCACAAAACGUGUGGGCUUGUUAGUGAUCAGGUUGUGUGAAUAAAUUCUUCAUGAUUAAGCGUGUGGAAAGAGAAGCCUAACUUUAGCUCUGAUAAAUAAUUCAAACGCAGUGAGAGACCGACUGCUCCGGGCAGCUCUGCUUUUUCUCCCUAGUAAGCACAGAAACUAAUAACGGUGUAAUCUCCUUCAAGAGGGCAUUUGAUUGAUUGGAGCUCUGAGGCCCGAGUACGUCCAUCUUGGAUGAUAAUUCUUCCCUUUUCGAGUCUUUUUCAAGAGUUCUUAAAACAUUUUUAUGAUGGACCACUUUAAGAGUAAAACAAUAAAACUCUAUUCUAAACUAUUCUCAAACUAAAAUAUUGAUAAGCAUUUCUAACAUAUCCCCUACACUGACCCGUAACAGUUAAAUUGUCAAAGUGAGACAACGGAUUAUUUUUGUCAAUACGCAUGUUGAUCAGUUGACUGUUGUUUUGAACUUAUUGGAUGAUUAAUUGAAUGUCUGUGCUUUUUGUCAAAUAUCUAUAUUUAGGUCUGUUUUGUUAAACCAGCUCAUAAAACUGGCAGACCAGUGGGAAUCUCUCACCAGGGGUCCAGAGUUUGACAAAUACAGUUCCAUUUUUAAGGUUUCACUUCAUUUGUUUUUGCUCAUGCAGCUGAUUAUGGUCUCGAGCUCUUAAAAUAUAUCCACUAAGCUCACGUUAAACUGAAUAAUGAAAGUGCUGGUAAACUAGUAGCGUGAGGGAUCCUCUCUGCCUCGUCUGGAAUGUCCUCGAGAUAAAGAGGGUUCAGCCCAUGUUUUCUAGGUCAUUGUUCCUUUGCACUUCUCCUCCAGGGCCGAGAAACUGUGUCUCAUCUUUCUCUUGCAAGCUCCUAAUAUAAAACAGACACAGGCCU
Messenger RNA from Puntigrus tetrazona (Sumatra barb), 10594 nucleotides. Its product is annotated as chondroitin sulfate proteoglycan 4. The transcript is spliced from 10 exons. Bases 53 to 7237 code for a protein of 2394 amino acids. The record is from RefSeq and is a predicted model, not a curated record. Lineage: Eukaryota; Metazoa; Chordata; Actinopteri; Cypriniformes; Cyprinidae.